AUGGGGGGUUGCUGUUGUUCUUCCCGAAAACCGCAGCUUCAUGGAACACCAGUAUAUUAUUAUUGUCCGCCGGAUUCAGAAGAGCACGAGUCGCUGACAUCUUAUGACAGUGUUGCUACCGUUCUCACUUCUGGACUCUUAGUUGAUUUAAAUCUGGAUAUGUCAAUCCCCGACACUUAUCGACCCCCUCCUGCACCUAUCCCAUACGAUGCGGUUUUGGGGCAUCUGGAUGCCGAUUCUGGACAAUUGACUAUAAGUGGUGGUAGUUUGGAGAAGGCUAAUGGUGUUGAUCUCAAGGAACAGACGAAGAGGAUUCUUGUUCCACUUGUCUUGAAGAGUAUGAUGCAGAAAAUCCAAAAAUCAUGA
Fraxinus pennsylvanica is the source of this 366-nucleotide messenger RNA. Lineage: Eukaryota; Viridiplantae; Streptophyta; Magnoliopsida; Lamiales; Oleaceae. The record is from the annotation of a GenBank genome assembly.